GGACGCGUGCGCGCUGACGUCACGGCCGUAGCAGCAGGAAGUGUUUGAAACCGAGCCGUUUUUGUAGAUAAGAAAUGACCUGCACACUUGAGAAAGUGUUGGCCGAUGCCAAAUCUCUUGUAGAGCGACUCAGAGAUCAUGACAGUGCAGCAGAGAUCCUGAUAGAGCAAACCACACUGCUCAACAAGAGGGUAGAGGCCAUGAAACAGUAUCAGGAAGAGAUUGAAGUGCUGAACCAGGUGGCGAGACACCGGCCACGCUCCACACUGGUCAUGGGCAUCCAGCAGGAGAACCGGCAGAUACGGGAACUGCAACAGGAAAACACAGAGCUGCGCACAUCACUGGAGGAGCAUCAGUCUGCGCUGGAACUGAUCAUGAGCAAGUACAGGGAGCAGGUGUUUCGCCUUCUGAUGGCCAGCAAGAGAGAAGAUCCUACUAUAGUCACCCAGCUGAGAGAGCAGCACACUAACGUCAGUCCUAAACCUACAUGCGUACACACAAUAAAAAUUAUAAAUAGUCUUCGCAAUCUUCAUGCAAAAUAUAAUUCUGCGUUGUUGUUUAUUGUGUUUGUGCAGGAGAUGCAAGCACACAUUGAAAAGAUAAAUGAAAUGGCCACGGUGAUGAGGAAAGCCAUCGAGGUGGAUGAAGGGAGGUUGUGUGAGGAUGAGGAGAGGAUCAAACGUCUGGAGUUGGAGAACAACGGCCUGCGAGAGCUGUUGGGCAUCAGCCGUGAGGCGUUCCUCGUUCUGAAGAGGGAUGACACAUCGGACAGCACGUCUCUUUCUUCCCUGCUCACCAGCACAGACGUCAGUCUCAGAAAGAGCUAAAGACUGUCAGAAACUCAGCUGUGCUGUCCUAUAAACCCGAGGAGCAUGACCUCAAACACACUCACUGCCAUUACAGCAUGACCUGAAAUUGACAGCUGUCAGAGGGAAUCUGCAGGACGGGCGUCCCUCAGUGCUUGUGUGAUGAGGAGCAUUUUCAUCUGAUCACAGAAUUACUUUUCCAUCAUCAGUCAAAUGACCAAAUUAAACGGAAUGAAAAUCAAGCUAUUUGAUUGGCGGAUUGUGAAUUGUUGUUUUAUCUGAACAUUGGACUUUGUAAGUGAAUGUCACAAUGUGCCAUUUUAACGAAAAGGUUUUCUUUGCUUGUUGCGUUUGGUGACAGUAUUUUAUGUUAUGAGAGAAAAGUGAUUAAAACAGUUACGUGAAAUGCAGUUGUCAUGUUCUUGUCUUUAUGUCAUGACCCAAUCUGAUGUGAAAAUUAGUAAUUAUCAAACAAUAAAUCACAUCUGACCA
Messenger RNA from Triplophysa rosa, 1298 nucleotides. It is a transcript of the gene fgfr1op2, whose product is annotated as FGFR1 oncogene partner 2. The record is from RefSeq and is a predicted model, not a curated record. The transcript has 5 exons. NCBI's taxonomy places the organism in Eukaryota, Metazoa, Chordata, Actinopteri, Cypriniformes, Nemacheilidae. Bases 75 to 827 code for a protein of 250 amino acids. Gene Ontology annotation, biological process: response to wounding.